UCAGUUCGUAGUUCAGCAGCCAACUCGAGCGGACGUGCGCUGUUUGCUCGAUCGCGCGCAAAUUGCAAGUUGAUCUCCAAGAGAUUGACGUCUUCGGGCGGAAGUGCUCCACGGUUUUAAAUUUUGGACAUCGUGGUUUAGUGAAUUUUUUCCCUAAUUUUGUAAGAUCCACAGAUUUCCCACCGUUUUAUUAAUCGGCAAAAAGUAAACAUUACAACAGAGUUUCCAAAAAGCUGCUGGUGCAGCUGAAUAAUUUGCCAAAAUGACCGGAAAAGAUGCUGUCAAGGAAAGUGAUGUCAUUUUGGACCAAAAUUAUGAUCCACAUCACCAUCGAACCCGCAAACAUCCAACAACAAACUUCGAAACACUUGUACACAUCCUUAAAGGAUCCCUCGGAACCGGUAUCCUGGCUAUGCCGCAGGCUUUCGAUAACUCCGGCUAUGUUUCCGGUCUGAUAAAUACCGUUCUGAUCGGGAUUCUGUGUACCUACUGUUUACAUCUGCUGGUGCAGGCUCAGUAUACCCUCUGCAAACGUCACCGGGUGCCGAUGAUGACCUAUCCGAUUUCGAUGAAGGUCGCACUGGAAGAGGGACCCCAAGCUUUGCGAAGAUUUUCCUCGUGUGCGAUAGUGGUUGUUGAUGGAUUUUUGAUAGUCUACCAAUUGGGCAUUUGCUGCGUGUAUAUAGUGUUUGUGGCCACUAAUGUUAAGCAGCUUGUGGAUAUCUACUACCCGAUGGAUGUCAAAAUUCAUUGUUUGAUAUUGUUGGUUCCACUUAUCGCUAUCAACAUGAUCAGAAAUCUUAAGAUAUUGGCCCCGUUCUCGACUUUUGCGAACGUGCUUACUUUCAUUGGUCUUGGAAUGACGCUGUACUACAUCAUCGAUGGUAUCCCUUCGCCUUCAGAGCGAGAAAUGGUGGCCGACAUAGGACGGUUUCCACUUUUCUUUGGAACUGUCCUGUUUGCACUGGAAGCCGUUGGAGUGAUUAUAGCACUGGAAAACAAUAUGGAAACCCCUAAAUCGUUCGGAGGCUAUUGCGGUGUCCUCAACAUUGGCAUGACGGUCAUCGUGUUUCUGUAUGCUCUUGUCGGAUUCUUGGGAUACAUCAAGUACGGUCCUGAAUCGCUGGGAAGCAUUACCUUGAACCUACCUCCGAAUGAGAUAAUGUCGCAAAGUAUCCGGAUCCUGUUCGCUAUUGCCAUCUUCAUAUCCUACGGACUGCAGUGCUACGUGCCGGUUGAAAUUAUCUGGAAUACCUAUCUGGUUGACCGGUACAAAGAUUCAGCGCACAAAACUAGCUAUGAGAUGUUGGUACGGAUUACCCUGGUUAUCAUCACUUUCCUCCUUGCGAUAGCCAUCCCUAGGCUCGGUCUUUUCAUCUCACUUUUUGGAGCGUUCUGUCUGUCGGCAUUGGGAAUCGCCUUUCCGGCCAUUAUGGACAUCUGCGUCCGGUGGCCCAACGAUAUGGGCCCGGCCAAGCUACACCUUUGGAAGAACCUGAUACUCAUCAUCCUUGGCAUCGUCGGUCUGCUGUCCGGCACUUACACCAGCGUUCGAGAUAUCAUCAUUAGUUUCCAAUAGAUGCAACUAAAAAAAGAAUAAGUAGAAAUCGGGCUUAAAGUUUAUGCGCUUAAGUGCCAUUUCACUGCAAAUUAGUGAGAAGCAAUUUUAUCGCGGAAUUGUACGGACCAUAUACCGAAUGUAUUUAGAGGUCUCUAAAGGGGUACUUUCAGUGCCAAUGGAUUGUCAACGUGCUCGUGUAGAUAGGACUAUAGGGCUUAGGAUGAAAAAAUACUCAAAUUGAAAUAAGCUAACAGUAGAAAACAGUAGAAUAGUUUUGCUAUACAAAAUAUUGGCAAGACACAAUGUGUUUUAGAACUCAAAUAAUACGGGAUUUCAUAUCGAAAUUAAGCAUAAUCAAAAGCGCUACAGCUGCUGAAGAAAACGUUGAUAGCAUCGACUAUAGGCGGUCUAAUUAUGUGCUAAUCUGUCGAUAGAAAGUAGAAUUCAUCAAUUUCACUGACUAUGGGUUUUUAAAUGACCUUUAUGAAAGUAUUUUUUUUUUUUGAAUCUUUAUUUUAAACUGUUUGAAUUGCCUUUAAAUCCAGGUAAAACACAGCUCAACAAAAAUAGUAAUCAAAUUAGUUUUAUUUUAACAAUUGUUUCAAAUCUGUAUGUUUACGUAAGGUAAAAAUUAAUUAUUUCAGUACAACUAGUUCAAAUCUAGCACACGUAUGAAUGCAAUGCUUAAUUGAAGCUCUAGCGUUAUCCAAAGUUUUGUUUUAAAAUUAAUAUCAAAUUUGGUAUAUUCAACAAUUAUCAUUUGAAUUUAACAAAAUACCUACAUAUAUUUCAAAGUUCAUUUGUUCUAGUAAAACAAUUUUUUUUUUACUAAAAUGAACAAAAACUCAAAUUUUAAAAAGACGCCUCCUUCACAAAAUCAGCAAACCUGCGCUAUAAUUAUAAUGUUAAUUUGAGCCAAAUGUUCUUGUUUGGAAACUUUUUAAAUGAUGACAGACAUAUCAAAAGGACACCGAUAAUGUCAAAAUCUCAUGUGACUUUUUUUGACGAUGUUUUUUUUUCGAUAAUGUCUUUGAGAUUGUUUUUAAACAAUACAAUUCAGCAACAUUGCUUUACAGUACACACGCUUUUGUUAUAAUUUGACUACCACAUGCUAGAUUAAUGACUUGUAUCAUGCCAAAACCACCUAAAACUAAAUUUAGAAUAAACUGUAAAACAACACUUGUAG
This is a messenger RNA of Uranotaenia lowii, 2747 nucleotides long. RefSeq names its product proton-coupled amino acid transporter-like protein CG1139. Gene Ontology annotation, biological process: amino acid transmembrane transport. Bases 263 to 1579 code for a protein of 438 amino acids. Gene Ontology annotation, cellular component: vacuolar membrane. NCBI's taxonomy places the organism in Eukaryota, Metazoa, Arthropoda, Insecta, Diptera, Culicidae. The record is from RefSeq and is a predicted model, not a curated record. The transcript is spliced from 9 exons. Gene Ontology annotation, molecular function: amino acid transmembrane transporter activity.